ACCAACCACGGAAUUAUUCCAUUUUCCGAACACCAAAAAAGUAAAAACAAACAAAUCAAAAACCGAGGAAGCCUCGCGAAGGAGGAGGAAAGCGAUGGGGAAGGGCAAGGUGCAUCCGUCGCCGUCGCUGCCGCCGCCGGCGGCGGGAGGAGGAGGGGAGGUGACGGCGGAGGCGGUGCUGAUGCGGCUGCUCCCGGCGGCGGUGCUGGCGGCCGCGGCGCCGCUCGGGGCCGAGGGGAAGGAGGUGCUGGCGUACCUGGUGCUGGCCUCGCUGCGGUCCUCAGCGCUGCCCGCGCCGCCCGCGACGCCGGCUCGCGGCGAGGCGGGGCACCGGCCGGAGCUCGGGUGCGGAUGCUUCGGGUGCUACACGGCCUACUGGUCCCGCUGGGAUGGGUCCCCGGAGGGUGACCGCGAGGCCAUCCACCGCGCCAUCGAGGCCUUCGAGGAGCACCUGGCGAAAGAGGAGAAAGAGGGCGCCGGCGGCGGCAAGGGGGGAGGCGGGGCUCGCCGCGGCCGUAAGAAGCGCGCCGCCAAGGAGGCCGCCGCUGCCAAGGACGCCGCCAAGGAGAAGGCCAGCAAGGGGAAGGGGAAGGGCAAGAGCAAGGAGGUCGCCGUCGACCCCCUACCCCUCCCGCCGGCGGCGGCUUCCCCUGCUCCGGAGGAGGCCCCGAAGGUGGAGGACGGCGCGGAGUACCUCACCGCGGAGGAGGAGAAGGAGCAUGAGCCGGAGGAUGCCGCCGCCGGCGAGGAGGAGAAGCGGCGGCGCGGUUGGGGCGGCGUGCUGAACUGGAGGUCCUGGGGCCUGUGGGGGUCCCACUAGUCAGUGAACGGCUUGCUCCCCGGUUGGUGCCCCCUCCUCUCUAGCCUCUGCUGCUCAGUUAGGUUUGUUCGUUGGUGCCUUAGUUGUUGGGGGAGAUUUUGAUCCCCUUUCUUUUUUUCAUCUUCUGGUAAAUUGGGGGUUUAGCAAGCAGCUGAAAUCAGGUUGGUUAGGAAUGUUUAAUACUACUACUACACUACUACUACGCGCUUAGCAUGUCAGAUUAGCAUCGACACUCUCAUACGCCCAGCCAGCAGUACCAUGAUAAUAAUGGCAAUGUGUUCAUCAGUUUGGUGUGGUCGAUCAUGUUUGUUUCUGUAGGUGGUGGUUGUUGGUGUACAUAUUUAGUACGCAGGUAACAGGUUUGUGGAAUUAGUAGUGUGUGGUUGAUGUAAUCAAUCGCUGUAAAUUAAUGGUAGCAAAUCAGUACUUACUAUAUAUGUGCAGUGCAGAUGGUUUGUGAAUGCUA
This is a messenger RNA of Setaria italica (foxtail millet), 1286 nucleotides long. RefSeq lists its product as uncharacterized. The transcript has a single exon. The coding region runs from base 95 to 820 and encodes 241 amino acids. Lineage: Eukaryota; Viridiplantae; Streptophyta; Magnoliopsida; Poales; Poaceae. The record is from RefSeq and is a predicted model, not a curated record.